This is a messenger RNA of Melospiza georgiana, 4050 nucleotides long. It is a transcript of the gene BTBD3, whose product is annotated as BTB domain containing 3. The record is from RefSeq and is a predicted model, not a curated record. Gene Ontology annotation, cellular component: cytosol. Gene Ontology annotation, biological process: neurogenesis; dendrite morphogenesis; cerebral cortex development. Lineage: Eukaryota; Metazoa; Chordata; Aves; Passeriformes; Passerellidae. The transcript is spliced from 4 exons. Gene Ontology annotation, molecular function: protein binding. Bases 989 to 2554 code for a protein of 521 amino acids.
CUCUAAACCAUUGGACCCUUUCAUUUAAUGCUUUGAAAUAUUGAUUAAAUAUACUCACUCUGGUUGGCUUUAAUCUGAUUACACAUCUAGAAGUUUUCUUCUGAUGUGGUGCAGCCAUGUCUGGCGUAAUCUGGCUUAAUUAGCGCUGCUUAGCGAUUUGGGACCCCUGUCAAAGGCUGAUGUGUUAUCUGGAAACAGAAGGAGUUAAAGCUGGAGCUGUGACCUCAUCCCUGGUGAUGUUACACUGGAGUAGGAGCCGCUGAAAGGGAUCCUUUGCCUGCAUCGCCGGCCGUGCUGCCGCUCCAUUGCUUUAGUUCGGUUCCGAUACCGGUCCCGCACCCGCCGAGCAGCUCCUAAAGGAGGGGUUUGUGGGGAUGCUACAGGCAAAGGAAGCUGUGCUAAUAUCGAAUGGACUCAGAUAGACCUUUCUACCUGAUUGCAACUUCUUACUGCUUCGCCUGUGGGAGCGGCGCGGAGGAGAGCUCGCACACACCCACACGCACACAGAAGCGCUCCCGCCCUGCCGGGCAGCCGCGGUGCCAUUGAUUCCGUGCCAUCCCCGCGGCGGCUGCGGGGAGCUGCGGGCGCGCCGCGGUGGCUGUGCUGUGGCUACAAUAGGUGUCACUGUGUGCGAGCCCAAUCGCGCUCCGUGCCUGCAGCCAUUGGCUCCGCUCCGCUCCCAGCCCUGCCCGCACUACUCGGGCUCGCCGGCAGCCUGGCACUGCCGCCGUGCGCUGCUCCUGCCCUCUGCCCCGGCUGUAGCGCUGCCGGGCGCUUCCUGAGCGGGAAAGCUGGAAGGAAUGAUGGGGAUGCGUUUAACGGUUCAAGUACUGGAUCAAACUUAAACUCAGUUUCUUACUCCGGGUGCUGGAAAGGUCACCUUGUCUUGCUGACUCUCAGCUCUGCUGCUUUCGGUGUUCCAGCUUCUACAUAGAUUCCUAAAUGUUCCUGGCUAGUUAGGCUGUGGUCUUUACUCACGGGUAUACUGAUGGUAGAUGAGAAAGGAAAGAACAUGAAAUGUCUCACCUUCUUCUUGAUGCUUCCAGAGACGGUCAAGAACAGGUCUAAGAAGAGCUCUAAGAAAGGAAAUAGCAGCAGCAGUAGCAACAGCAAAUUGCCUCCAGUUUGCUAUGAAAUCAUUACCUUGAAGACCAAAAAGAAGAAGAAGAUGGCUGCUGAUAUUUUUCCCCGAAAGAAACCAGCUAAUACUAAUACAACUAAUGUCCAGCAGUACCAUCAGCAAAAUCUCAAUAACAACAACACUAUUCCUGCACCUAAUUGGCAAGGACUUUAUCCAACCAUCAGAGAGAGAAAUGCAGUGAUGUUCAACAAUGACUUGAUGGCAGAUGUUCAUUUUGUGGUCGGGCCACCAGGUGGGACCCAGCGGCUGCCAGGACACAAAUACGUCCUGGCUGUUGGGAGCUCAGUAUUCCAUGCAAUGUUUUACGGAGAGCUCGCUGAGGACAAAGAUGAAAUCCGUAUACCAGAUGUUGAGCCUGCUGCUUUCCUUGCAAUGCUGAAGUACAUCUAUUGUGACGAGAUCGAUUUGGCAGCAGACACUGUCCUGGCCACUCUUUAUGCUGCCAAGAAGUACAUUGUCCCUCACCUGGCCCGUGCCUGCGUUAACUUUCUUGAGACAAGCCUGAGUGCAAAGAAUGCCUGCGUGCUGCUCUCCCAGAGCUGCUUAUUCGAGGAACCUGACCUGACCCAGCGCUGCUGGGAAGUCAUUGAUGCCCAAGCUGAGCUCGCUUUGAAGUCUGAGGGCUUCUGUGACAUUGAUUUCCAGACACUUGAAAGCAUUCUCCGAAGGGAGACUCUGAAUGCCAAAGAAAUCGUCGUUUUCGAGGCGGCUCUGAGCUGGGCUGAGGUGGAGUGCCAGCGGCAGGAGCUGACGGCCACCAUCGAGAACAAGCGCAAGGUGCUGGGCAAGGCUCUCUACCUGAUCCGCAUCCCCACCAUGGCCCUGGACGACUUCGCCAACGGCGCCGCCCAGUCGGGGAUCCUGACUCUGAACGAAACCAACGACAUCUUCCUGUGGUACACGGCCGCCAAGAAGCCGGAGCUGCAGUUUGUCAGCAAGCCCCGCAAGGGCCUCGUCCCUCAGCGCUGCCACCGCUUCCAGUCCUGCGCUUACCGCAGCAACCAGUGGCGCUACCGGGGCCGCUGCGACAGCAUCCAGUUCGCCGUCGACAAGAGAGUGUUCAUUGCUGGCUUCGGGCUCUAUGGCUCCAGCUGUGGCUCGGCAGAGUACAGUGCUAAGAUUGAACUGAAGCGACAAGGGGUUAUCCUGGGCCAGAACUUGAGUAAAUACUUCUCGGAUGGUUCUAGUAACACUUUUCCCGUGUGGUUUGAGUACCCGGUGCAGAUUGAGCCUGACACCUUUUACACAGCGAGCGUGAUUCUGGAUGGUAAUGAACUCAGCUACUUUGGACAAGAAGGAAUGACAGAAGUUCAGUGUGGGAAGGUGACUGUUCAGUUCCAGUGCUCCUCGGACAGUACGAAUGGCACAGGGGUACAGGGAGGACAAAUUCCUGAACUCAUAUUUUAUGCUUGAGUGGGAGUGUGUGGAUACAAAGCGUUUUGCUGUGAAGAACCUGUCUGGUUCAGGCCUACUGAUUCUUAGCUUUUUAUCUGCAGAUAUGUGAUCAGUACAGGGAAUAUGUAACUAAAGGCUGUGGGCAAGUUCCUGGCUUGCUGUACUUGUAGCAUCAUUGGUGAUUGAGUGUAAUAUUUAAACUGGAAGCUCUUAGAAACAAGCAAGUUUUAAAGGCUUUGUAAGGGGGGUGCCUGUUUGCUGGUGAUGCUGACCCUUUCUUUGCUGAUGCUGACACCAGUGAAUCACCAGAGGAUGUCCCCCUCUUGUAUCUCAACACUGUCUUCAUUGAUCCAUUUUUUUCUUUCUCCAUUUUCUGCUUUCUGCUUGUAUUGGGAAGACAGGGAUAGAAAACAAUGAGUCUUGUUUUAUAGCUCUCUCUGCUGUCUGCUCUGCAGACUUUAGACAUUGCUGCUUUGGACCAUGGGGGCUGGAAGAAGUCCUUCAGUUGUAAGCAGAAAAAGCACAAGUUUAAACCUUCAUCCUGUGAGGUUCUCCUGUAGCUAGCUGUUUGGGAUGGCUCCAGGGGCAGAUGGGAAGAAGGCAGCACCUUUCAGGAAGCUCCACCAGCCAUAUCCCCAGUGCAUGGACAUGUUCACAGUGAGGAAGGGAUGUGGGCUUGGCAAGUUACCCUUGGAGUUCAUUUUCUAGGAAUCCCACCUUGAAGGCAAGGAAGUACUUGCAUGUGUUCAAAUUGUGUGUGCAGCUCUUGAAACUCUACUCCCAUCACCCAGGUUUUGCUACACUGGAGUUGAUAUGCUCUUUAAAUGGCAUUUCUUUGAACCCUUCCUAAAUAAAUGGGAAUUUGUGUCAAUCAUCUGAUGCAGGAUAAUUUUUUGGUUUUUUUGAAUGGGUUUUUUCUUCUUCCUAAACAUGGUAGAGGUAGAUUUUAGAGGAACAAAAGAAUGUAUCAAUCUUGACUUGGAUUUUUUUCUGUAAUAUGAGCAUUUUUUUUUCUUUUUAUUACCAGUUGAAAUUUAGACAAAGACAGGAGAGUCCCAACUGUGGUCAUGUUACACUUAGUGUAUAAUAGCAGUGAGGGGGAGGAAGUCUCCCCUAAUGGGUUAUUGUUGGAGCUCUUGCAAUUGCUUAUGGCUGCACAUCAUUCAGAGGAUUAUGUGGUCUGGAACCUUUUCCCUGGCUGAGUUUUUCCCCCCAGGAAGUUACAUGUCCAUAUCAUUUUUGGUGAUGUAACAGGAAUGUCUGUAUCAUUUUUGCAGAAGUAUGAGGGAUACUCCUUGGAUCAGGGGAGGAAACCAGUAUAAAUAAGAACUACAGGUACUGUUGAAACAUGAGAAAAUCCUUCAUCACUGCACAGGGACAGUGUUCCUCAGAGGCUGUACUGCCCAUUGUGAAGCAUCCUGCUUCACCUCCAAAAUGGCUUCUGUUUGUUGUGUACCUUUGAACAAAAUGAGAGGACCAAAUGAUUCUUUAGACCUGCUGGAGAUGAAUUACAG